AAAAAAUUUAUCACAAAACACCUAGUUAAGUUUAUAUACAAAAUAAUAAUAAUAAGAGAUUGAUACAAAUAAGAAACUUCUCAACCGAAAGAUGGGCCGUUGUAAAAGCCCAAUAGUGAGCCCAAAGGAAGUUUAAAAAGCUUUCUCGACCUAAACCCUUAUCUCUUAUCUCUAUUUUCCACCAAAGGUCCAAUUAGCCUCUCAAGCCCAAAUCUCUCUCUCUCUCUCUCUCUCUCUCUCUCCCUCCGCCGGACAUCCGCUCGAUUCCUCCGUCGCCACCGCGCCAGAUAUUUUUCAGUUUACGACGUAGCGCUUUCUUCCUCGCAGAAGCAAGAAAAACAAGAAGAUGGAAACAGCACUGGAGGUAUACAAUGACGUUGACAAGAGAUCACCAGAGACACAACCCAUCAAGCGACGCAAGAAGCAGUCAAAGGUCUGGGAACACUUCACUAUCCAGUUUACACAGCCAGGUUGCAGAAGGGCUUUCUGCAUAGGCUGUAACCAGAGCUUUGCUUACAGCAACGGCUCCAAAGUAGCUGGCACGAGCCAUCUCAAGCGUCACAUUGAUAAAGGCACUUGUCCUGCACUUGUUCAUCAUCAUAAUACCCAGGACAACAAUGAGAUGAUGACACCCCACACUGCCAAGAGUGAGAUACCCUACACAGAUAAGAGUGAGACACCUAGGAGGAGGCGUUGCCGAACCCAUGACACAAGUGCUUGUGUUGUGUUUGAUCAGGACAAGUGUCGCCAUGAGAUUGCCAAGAUGAUCACUAUGCAUGACUACCCUCUUCACAUGGUUGAGCAUCCAGGGUUCGUCUCCUUCGUGCAUACUCUCCAGCCUAACUUCUUUGACGCUCUCAGCUUCAACAAUGUUCAAGGAGACUGUGUGGCGACUUACCUUGCGGAAAAACAGAAUGUCAUCAGGUCUUUAGAAGGGAUCCCAGGACGCUUCUGUCUCACGCUGGACUUCUGGACAUCCAAGCUAACUCUUGGUUAUGUGUUUAUAACCUGCCAUUUCAUUGACAAUGAUUGGAAGAUACAAAAGAAGCUUCUCAACGUUUUGAUGGAACCUUAUCCAGAAUCUGAACAAGCUCUGAGUCUUGCUGUUGCUAAUUGUGUUUCUGAAUGGGGUCUGGAGGGCAAGUUGUUUAGCGUUACCUUCAACCAUCCGGCGAGUAAGCCUGCAGCUGAAAAUAUCAGACCUCUACUAUGCAUCAAGAACCCUGGGAUUCUGAAUGGUCAGAUGGUGAUAGGAAACUGCGUUGCGCGAACAUUCAGUGGCCUUGCUAAAGAUGUGCUGGAUAAAGGGAAAGAUGUGAUCAAGAAGGUCCGUGACUGUGUGAAGCACGUGAAAACCUCAGAGUCCCAUGAGGAGAGGUUUGUUGCGCUCAUGGAACAGCUUCAACUUCCAGGCGAGAAGGUACUUUCUCUUGAUGAUCAGACGCAAUGGGACACAACGUAUAAGAUGCUUGUGGCUGCUUCAGAGUUAAAGGAAGCGUUCUCUUGCUUAGACACUGCUGAUCCUGACUUCAAGCAACCUCCUCCUUCGACAGAAGAUUGGAGCCACGUGGAGACACUUUGCACACUCCUGAAGCCUCUUCUCGAAGCGGCCUCUACUCUUCAGACAACUGGAAGUCCCUCUGCUGUUACGUUCUUCCAUGAAGUGUGGAAGACGCACUCAGAUCUGUCUAGGUCCAUAGCCGGAGAUGAUCCUUACGUCGCGGGUAUUGCUAAAACCAUGAAAGAGAAGGCUGACAAGUACUGGAGAGAGUGUAGCUUGGUUUUGGCAAUGGCGGUUGUGAUGGAUCCUCGGUUCAAGAUGAAGCUCGUGGAGUUCAGUUUCUCCAAGAUAUUCGGUGAAGACGCUGGGAAGAACAUCAAUACCGUGGAUGAUGGGAUCCACGAGCUCUUCAGCGAGUACGUGGCACUCUCGGCCCCGGUGAAAGCGGCCUCUGAAGAUGAACUGUCAGAGUUCGACAAAUACAUAAUAAAGGAGACGGCAGGGAAGAAUCUGAAGUCAGAGCUGGACCAGUACCUUGAGGAAACGCUGUUACCACGGGUUCAGGAGUUUGAUGUUCUCGAGUGGUGGAAACAGAACAAGCUCAAGUUCCCAACAUUGUCGAAGAUGGCUAGAGACAUCCUCGCUAUUCCUGUCUCGGCUGCAGCCUUUGACUAUGUCUUUGACGUGGAACCGAGGGAGAUGGAUGAGUACAAGACGUCACUGAGGCCUGAGACUGUGGAGGCUCUUAUUUCCGCGAGGGAAUGGCUACGUGAGAGUGAUGCUUCUUCUGGAGCAGAUGUGCAAAUGUCAAGUGCUAUUGUCAAAGCUGAAACAUAGGUGCUUCUUUUGUGUGAUAUUGAGUACUAGUUGGAGAGGCGUUGACCCAAAUUUACAACAAACAAGACUCAUUGCAGGUUGAAGAUCAGUGUCAACUAUGUCGAUGAGUUCAUCUGUUUUUCUUGCACCAUUGUUGCAGGCAAUGUCCCUGACAGUUCAUCCUCAUAACUCAACAAAAUUGUACAACUGAUCAUUACCCAGUAUGAAAUCCAGAUGAAACAUUUGUUUCGUAUAAGAGAUGUUUGUUCUACUA
Brassica napus (rape) is the source of this 2591-nucleotide messenger RNA. Its product is annotated as zinc finger BED domain-containing protein DAYSLEEPER. The coding region runs from base 347 to 2338 and encodes 663 amino acids. The record is from RefSeq and is a predicted model, not a curated record. The transcript has 3 exons. Gene Ontology annotation, molecular function: DNA binding; protein dimerization activity. Lineage: Eukaryota; Viridiplantae; Streptophyta; Magnoliopsida; Brassicales; Brassicaceae.